ACAGACACGCCCCCCAUGUUAUUGGCGCGUGUGGAAGACUGUAGCAGAAUGAUACAUGCUGAUAAGCAUAUUUAUUCAAAUUACUUGUAAAAUAUUGAUUGCAGCAAUAGAUUAAGCUUUAUCUACUUCUGCAUACACGGAUCAAUUAUUACGUGUGAGAAAAACAGGUGAAUAAUCAUUCACGAGACGGGAAUGUAAAUUGACAACGCGCACGCAAGCAUGCUGUCGCUGAUCAUGUUUCAAUAGAUAACAACUAGCUAUAAUAUAGGAAGUUAAAAAAAAGAUUAUCGUGGUAGAUAAAUCAAGGGGCACCUUUUCUCUUUAAAAAUGAUGAGAAGCGUAGGAAAGCUUUUGGGGUUAAGGCGAAAAUGCCCGCCUCCCAAGUCUCGCAUUGACAGGAAAAAGACUCGCGUGAAUCCCAUUGAUCGUAUGCUGGAUGACAGCGACGAGGGCUCGUACUCCAGCACUACGAGCGUCAGUUCAGAAAGUGAGUACAGGAACUCGGAAGAUGAGCCCGGUACCUCCGAUAGCUCUUAUCGAGCACGGGAGAGUGACGGGGAUGACAGCAGCGAGACGGAUGAGAAAUGCGCUGUGCCCCGACGACAGAGGAAAAGAUCCGCCAGCGCCCCUCCUCUAGAUGACAGUGAUUCCAGCGAUUCUUCCAGCGACGUCGGCGGAGAGCCGCUCAGGAGAGUGUUGCAGAGAAAACGACUCAGGCUGCCGGAGGACUCCGAGGACGAGGCUCUGAGGGAGAAGAAGAGAGAUGCAGAACUGAAAGAAGCUGCUGCCAAAAGAAGAGAGAGGAAGAAUAAACUCAUGGAGCUGUCAAAGAGAAGAAAGUCAGGCACCCCACGGCGCAGGCGCAGGACGUUGGGUUCAGAAGAAGAUGGAGAAGAGGAGAUCAAGGAGGACAACGUUGAAGAGCAGAGUAAAGCAGAUGAUUCUGAUGAUGAAUCUAGUGUGAAAGAGAAUGGGAGUCCUCUAAACAGCAGCGAGGAGGAAAAACUUGCUGAUAGUAGUGAUAGUCUCAAGGAUUUUAUUGUGGAGGAAGAUGAACAGAAAAAGGAUGAAGGUCAGGAGGAAGAGGGGGAGGCCAAAGACAAGACCUUUCUCUCUCACCUGCCUCGCCAAUUUAUCACAGGAUCUCAGCUCACCCACUUUAACGUGGUGGUCAAAGCCUUGCUGAUCAAUGUACUGGACUCAAGCUUCCUCAAGUCACUUUACAGUGGUGAACGAACAAAACGAUACGCCCAGGAGAUGAAAUCAUCAUUGCUUCAUUUUGAUGAGCGACUGGUUCUUCCACGUCUGGAAAACCUGAAGCAGAGGAGCCGCUGGAAAGACCGUUACAAAGAAAGGGUAGAAUGUUAUCCCAAAUUGCGGGUAAUGAUGACAAGGGUCCAGACGAAGGGAUGCGAAGCCUGUGAGCUUCACAGAACGGGCCGCUUCACUGUGCAGCUCUCUGGCCAGUUGUACCACAACAAAACCCUGCAGGAGGACCAGUUCAUGCCUGAUGAUUCCCAGAGUUUCUUUGUUGGCUCUGUCUGUGCCAGUCGUACCGAGGUCUACCAUGCCCUAAAGCACUUUAAAUACCAUCUGUUUGAGAGGUGCCACACCGCUUUAGAAGCUCAGAAGGAAAUACAGCAUGGAGAAACAGGAGAGGAUGACGAACCAGUUAAGGACACAGUCAACAAAGUUUUUACUAAACUGCAGGAUGGAGGAUGGAUCAGUGAGCAAUAUGAGAAGUUUCAGGAGCAUCUCAAUUCUGCUGAUUUCUUCCAGGAAGAAAAGCUGGACUGAAAGUGCUGAAUUUUCCCUAAUGGCAGUUUUAUUUCUGUAAAUUAUAUAUAUAUUUUUGUCAUAUGAAGCAUGGCUAACUUUUGAGUUGCUGAAAAGUGUGUGACCUUAAGAUCUAGCAUUUUAAUUUUCUAAUCAUACUGCUGUGUAAAUUGCUUCUGCAUGAUUGUUAUAAAUUAAGUAAUGAGUAUAUACAAACAAUAAUACAGCCUAAAAUGUAACAAGUUUGUCCGAAUCGUGAGGAUUAAAAGAAAAAGACAACAGUAUUUUACACAGAACAUUGUGCUUUCAAAGAUCUGUAUGCUAUUUUUAUGCCUUCAUUUAUAAAUAAUCUCAUUCUAAUGCUUCUGUGUAAAUGCAUCCAAGUAAUUUUGCAGUGCUUGAAUGUUCUUUUAAUAAACAAGAUUCAUAACCA
This is a messenger RNA of Carassius carassius (crucian carp), 2209 nucleotides long. RefSeq names its product coiled-coil domain-containing protein 82-like. The coding region runs from base 328 to 1797 and encodes 489 amino acids. The transcript has 7 exons. NCBI's taxonomy places the organism in Eukaryota, Metazoa, Chordata, Actinopteri, Cypriniformes, Cyprinidae. The record is from RefSeq and is a predicted model, not a curated record. Gene Ontology annotation, cellular component: nucleus.